AUGGAAGCGGAACUUCCCGCGCGCUGGAAGGGGUUGACUAUGAGCCAAUACGAUGACACUACUGAUCCGGAGGAGCACGUGGACGUCUUCACCGCCCAGGCAGGAUUGUAUACUUCGGACGACGCGAUCCUCUGUCGUGUUUUCCCAACAUCCCUAAAAGGGCCGACACUCAAUUGGUUCACACGAUUACCACCCAACUCUAUCGAUUAUUUCGAUACAUUGGCCACCCGUUUCGGCAUACAGUUUGCCACUAGUAAGCCACACCACCUUACUUCUCUAGCAUUGGUAAAUAUACGGCAGGAAAAAGGAGAGUCUUUGCGGGAGUUUAUGGAACGAUUUGGGAAGAUAUCCUUGAAUAUCUCUAAUUUAAAUCCUAAGGUCGCCAUGCACCACCUCAUCACAACACUAAAGCCUGGCCCUUUCAUUGAGAGUCUGUGCAAGAAGCCCGUGAACAAUCUGGAUGAACUUCGGACCAGGGCCACCAAAUUCAUGCAGAUGGAGGAACUAAAAGAAUUCCACAAUACAACUCGACCGGACGCACAGGAGAAGAGGCACCAUGAUAGAGAGCGAACGUUGGCACCCCGAUCCGGCCACAGGUUCAAAGACUCUAGGCAGCCGAAAUACAGGAGGUACACGCCUCUCGUGUCCAACAGAGCCAGAAUUCUGGAGGAAGCACUGAACACCGAUCUAAUAACAGCCCCUCAAAGGGCCCCGACUCCCCCGAAGCAUUGUCGGUAUCACCGAAAUUAUGGGCAUACAAUAGAGGAAUGUUUUACCUUGAAAGACAAAAUUGAGGAACUGAUACAGGCGGGACACCUAAGAAGAUUCGUAAAACGGGAAGGCGGAGGAUUCUCAACAAGGGGAGAACGAGAAAAAUGCUACGAGGAGCAACCACGAAGGACAUCCGGGUACCGAGAGAGGGAAGGAGAAGACACCCGCAGAAGGGUCGAACCUAAAAAAGAUGAUGAGCAGGAUACGAGAGAAAGGCCACUAAGAGGAGUAAUUAAUUACAUUUCAGGAGGCUUCGCAGGAGGUGGGGCCACUACGUCUGCAAGGAAGAAAAGUAUGUGCGAGCAAUUUAAAGUGUCAAUGCCAUGA
Vigna unguiculata (cowpea) is the source of this 1098-nucleotide messenger RNA. The record is from RefSeq and is a predicted model, not a curated record. Lineage: Eukaryota; Viridiplantae; Streptophyta; Magnoliopsida; Fabales; Fabaceae.